UUUUGAUCAUUUGUCGCCCCUUGGGAUAUCAUCUCACGCUGGGCUAUGCCGAGACCCGUCCGGAUGAAGUCCAAGUCCCACGCAAAGUCCCCCGCGGGAGUUGGUCACUGACCCACGCUUCUUAGCUCACAGUCCCAACGAGCUUCCCCGCUUUGUAAACUUUUGCAUCUCAACUCUGAACAUCAAUUUCACCCCCUCAAUCCUCCAGAACUAAUUAUGACGUGACUCCCUGUCCCCGCAGGCGGACUGCCGCAUUUUGGCUAAUAUUCUUACAUGCACCGGCGCAUCACCGCACGUCCCGUCAGCCGGCCUUGGCAGGUCAAUCAUCGACCUUCCUGUAUUGAGGAACCCGAGGGGGCGGCAAAUCUCUCGGGUUAUCUGGGCACGACAGAGAAAGAGGUGCCGAUGAUAUCCCGUAGGAUGAUUGAUGAGCAAAGGAAGAACCGCUCCAUGAGCAUUCUCAACAAGGCCCUCGCUGGGGGGUACGCCGUCCCAGCCAUGUGCUGCUACAACAUCGAAUCCAUCAUCGCCACCGUCAGAGCUGCCGAAGCCGCCCGCUCCCCAGCUAUGGUCUUGCUCUUCCCGUGGGCGAUUCAAUAUGCUGGUGACGCUCUCGUCAAAGCCGCCGCUGAGGCAGCUCACUCGGCCUCGGUCCCAGUCUCCCUCCACCUGGACCACUGCCAGACACCCGAGCUGGUCCGCAGGGCAGCCGACAUCCCGGACGCCUUUGACAGCAUCAUGUGCGACAUGUCGCACUACGAAAAGGAGGAGAAUCUCAAGCUCACCGCUGAACUGGUUCAAUACUGCCACGAGCGCGGUAUCGCCGCAGAGGCAGAGCCAGGACGUAUCGAAGGUGGCGAGGACGGCGUAGCUGAGACUGCUGACCUCGAGGGGCUGUUGACUACCCCCGAGGAAGCGGAGGAGUUUGUUGCCACCGGGAUUGACAUGUUGGCGCCGGCGUUUGGGAAUGUGCAUGGGGAGUAUGGACCGAGGGGGAUCCAGCUGGAGUAUGACCGGCUUGAUGCUAUCAACAAGAAGGUCGGGGAUAGGGUCAGGUUGGUACUGCAUGGGGCUGAUCCGUUCGAUGAGGAGAUUUUUAGGAAGUGCAUGGCGGGGGGGGUGACGAAGGUGAAUAUCAACAAGGGGAUGAAUAAUCACUAUGCGUGGACGCAGGAGAAGAUGAGGGGGAAGCCGUUGACGAGUGUGAUUGAGAAGGGGACGGAGGCGAUGCAGGUGGCGAUUGAGAGGUAUAUGCAUUGGUUGGGGAGUGCUGGGAAGGCUUGA
Molecule: messenger RNA, 1284 nt
Organism: Podospora pseudocomata
Lineage: Eukaryota; Fungi; Ascomycota; Sordariomycetes; Sordariales; Podosporaceae
Exons: 2
Coding region: 274-1284 (336 amino acids)
Biological process (GO): carbohydrate metabolic process
Molecular function (GO): aldehyde-lyase activity; zinc ion binding
Source: RefSeq, a predicted model, not a curated record